Molecule: messenger RNA, 948 nt
Organism: Westerdykella ornata
Lineage: Eukaryota; Fungi; Ascomycota; Dothideomycetes; Pleosporales; Sporormiaceae
Exons: 1
Coding region: 175-705 (176 amino acids)
Source: RefSeq, a predicted model, not a curated record
GGUCGGCGGUUGUCGAAGUCGUGAGGUUCGUUCAAAAUCAAAAGUGCGAGGUUGCUUGGCCAGGCUAACCGAGCCCAAAGCGGCUUAGCGUCGACCACAACAUCAACUUGGAGCCCUGGAGAACUUCAACAUCGCAUUUCUCCUGCCUCUGCCACCAUUGUACCAAAUUCCGAUAUGCCAAUUACUUCGUGGUGCCCUAUGUCACUCAUACCAUACCCACACAGCGGCACAAUACCAUUUAGUAGCCAGCCAGGACUGCUCGGCUUCUGCUCGGGCGAUAGAGUAAUUGCCAGGUCUGCUAACGAUUUCUUGCUUUCGGUGAGCGGUCAUAAUCACGAGAUGACAAGGAACUAUCUCCAAGUUCAACUCCAUCUGGACACCAUUUCAGUCCCACUCCCACUCCCCUCAACCGGCAAUGGAUCGAUUGUGUGCACGGAAUAUCCGCCCCAGGCAACAAGUUCUACUCCGCCCCGACCCAGGCUGAAUGCCUACAUCCAUGGCGUGUUGCAAAAGCGCACCCAUCAGAUUUUCCUCCAGGUGCCUGACAAUACAGCCGUGCAAUCAAUGCAAACGGUGCCAUGCCCGAUCCAUUGUCCACCUACAACGAGUCGCUCUCCGUCACUGACUUCCUCUUGCUGUCUUCGCUUCAUUGGUGGGAACAGUUUUCCCUAUUCGGCUCUCUCAAUCAAACAACGUCUUUUCUGAAUCUUUGCUCCCGGAUAUGUCGUCAUGCCAGUUCAGAGCCAACAGCGGCCAUCAAGAGAGCCUGUUGUUAUCCGUCUCAUGCAGUUGUUCUUCAUCAACCGACAAGCCGAGUGAAGCUGUCCUUUUCUGAAAUCGAUCACCGGCAGGUUUAAAUGCUAUCAGCGAUAUAGCAAUCGAAUAUCGACGUUGCUCGUACCGAUCGUUCUCUUCCCUUGGGUUAUUCUGGAAGGUUUCGUGAAGUUC